UUAGAUUAAAAAGAAAGUUCACAACAAUCAUUAUUAACAUAAUAAAUCCUAUUGGCCUAUCCUUCAAAUUGUUUUCUUUUGUAAAAGAAAUACAUGAGUAACAUAUGCAUCAAUCACGGUAACAUUAAAAAUUUACUUUAGAGAUGACUAAUUAAAGUAUAUGGAGCUAUAACAACCUUAAUUUUAUGGUGGUAUGGAAAAAGCAGAGUAUAAUGCACAAUGAUGUAAAUGAUGAUCACAUUGCUGCCUUUUCGAGCAGUAUAAAAGGACCUCAAAAUCUUCUAGUUCUGCACCAGAAAAUAAGCCAGAAAGAUACCCAAGCUGAGAUGAGUACUAAACCUUACCUGCUGGUAUUGCUCAUUGGAGUGGUACUGGUUCUUCUCACCUCUACUCCCUCCCAUGCUGAUAAUCCUAAUAAUGAGCAUCAUGAACUAAAACCAACAAAAACAGGCAAGCCUUUCUUGACUGCUCAAAAGCUAGCCACUUUGAAUGCAGAUGGCAAGCCUGCUCCCAAUGAAGAAGACAAGCCACUCCCUGAACAGCCACCAAAGGGUAAGGGAGAUGAACCACCUAGACAUCCAGGUGAUGAGCCACCAAAGAGGCAGAAGCCUCCUUACAGACACCUCCUGACAGCUGCUGAGGAUGAGCCACCAAAGGAUAAGAGACAACCAGGUGAUGAGCCACCAAAGAGGAAGAAGCCUCCUCACCGACACCUCCUUGCAGUUACUGAGGAUGAGCCACCAAGGAAACCGGGUGAUGAGCCACCAAAGGAACACGAACCACCGAGGCAACCAGGUGAUGAGCCACCAAAGGAACACGAACCACCAAGGCAACCAGGUGAUGAGCCACCAAAGGAACACGAACCACCAAGGCAACCAGGUGAUGAGCCACCAAAGGGUAAGGGAGGGAAGCCACCAAAGGGGCAGAAGCCUCCUCACAGAUACCUCCUUGCAGUUACCGAGGAUGAGCCACCAAGGAAACCAGGUGAUGAGCCACCAAAGGGUAAGGGAGGGGAGCCACCAAAGGGGCAGAAGCCUCCUCAGAGAUACCUCCUUGCAGUUACUGAGGAUGAGCCACCAAAGGAACGUGAACCACGAAGACAACCGGGUGAUGAGCCACCAAAGGGGAGGAAGCCUCCUCACCGACACCUCCUUGCAGUUACUGAGGAUGAGCCACCAAAGGAACAUGAACCACCAAGGCAACCAGGUGAUGAGCCACCAAAGGGUAAGGGAAGGGAGCCGCCAAAGGGGCAGAAGCCUCCUGGCAGCUUCUGAGCAUGUUGUGGAUCCACUUGAGCUGGCAAAGGGCAAGGGAGAAAAAAUGCCAUGCAGGAGUAAAAGCCACAAAUAAAUCCCCAAAAGCCUCCAUAUGCCAACAUAGUUGCCAUCUAACUAAUUAUACUCAAUGUGGGGGUGGAGUCUAGAAAUAAGAGCUGCUGUAGUGCUAUAUGCAUUGUGGUUAAUUAGUCAGUCCUGUAUGUUAGCUUUUUAAUUUGCCCUCUAAGAAAUUAGCAGCAUAUGUAGUAGGUACCAUCUAUGUACUUUCUCUAAGUUUUGAGGGUUUUGAAUGUGUAAUAGUCAGCUCAUGUUUGCUAGCUCUGUCUAUACAUGUACUUUUUCUAUGUUUGUGAGUGUAUCAGAUGUGUUUUGCAGUAUUAUGUACCUACCUUGUUGAAUUAUCUCAUUUGCUAUGAUAUAAUUAAGUUGCAUAGCUUUGAAAGAUAGCAAGAGCAACAAAGAAAAUGCGAAGAUUCAGAUAAUGUUUAACUAACAUAUAGGAAUUGAUACACAAUACAUACUGAAUUUUCAA
Messenger RNA from Rubroshorea leprosula, 1809 nucleotides. NCBI's taxonomy places the organism in Eukaryota, Viridiplantae, Streptophyta, Magnoliopsida, Malvales, Dipterocarpaceae. The record is from the annotation of a GenBank genome assembly.